Messenger RNA from Entamoeba histolytica HM-1:IMSS, 387 nucleotides. RefSeq lists its product as uncharacterized. The transcript has a single exon. The record is from RefSeq and is a predicted model, not a curated record. The coding region runs from base 1 to 387 and encodes 128 amino acids. Lineage: Eukaryota; Evosea; Mastigamoebida; Endamoebidae.
AUGGAGAACAAAAGACUCACACACACAGAGAACCAAGUUGAUAUUGAAGGUAAAAAGGAAUAUGAACGUCAAAGACAAUUACUUGAGGACGUUCAAACUCAAAUUAGAACAAUCACCCAAAUGAUUGCUGAAGAAAGUACACGUUUAAAUUUACUUCAAGAACAAAUGACUAAAAAAAUUGAAGAAAUUCAUUCAUUGGUUGAUGCCCAUCCUUUAAAUUCAACAACAAAACCUGAAGAUGAGUUAGAAGAAGAGUAUGAUGAUGAUAGUUGGGAUAAUAAUGACAUUAUUUGGGACUGUCCUCUUAAUCAACUUGAACAAUUUAAACCACAAGUCACUGAAGAAAAUAACCAAGAAAAAAAGCCUAAAUUACCAAAAGAAAAAUAA